This is a messenger RNA of Nezara viridula (southern green stink bug), 1571 nucleotides long. The record is from the annotation of a GenBank genome assembly. NCBI's taxonomy places the organism in Eukaryota, Metazoa, Arthropoda, Insecta, Hemiptera, Pentatomidae.
AUAACCUUCCACGCCAUGCUUAAACUUCUCUGUUGAUGUUAUUGUUUCUGACUAAAGUUUUUGGUUUCGAAAAUUGUUACAUUAAUACCAAGAUCUCAUCAUGCUGAGAGUAAAAAAACCCACGACUCACAAAGGAAAGAAAUUUAUUUUGGACCGGGAACCCAAACUAAUUGAAAAUAAAAAAGAAAGUUUGUUCUUGCAUGGGCGCAAAGGCAGUGAAAUAAUUAAUAAUUGCCUAAAAGAUUUGUAUCAUUUCAAGAAACCUGAUGCCAUUAAGCUUGGUGAGAAAAAUGAUUUCUUACCCUUUGAAAGUUCUUCUGAGAUUGAACGGUUAUGUAAAAAACAUGACACUUCAUUAGUCUUCUUUGGGUCCCAUAAUAAGAAAAGGCCUAAUAAUUUAAUUUUAUGUCGUAUGUAUGAUCAUUCCAUAUUGGAUAUGGUUGAACUUGGCAUUAAAAAUUAUCGUGGAAUAUCUGAAUUUAAAACAGAAAAGAUCACAACUGGUUUGAAACCUUGUUUAAUAUUUUCUGGACCUCUUUUUGAACAAGAUAGUGACUUGAAGAGAAUUCAAAAUAUGUUAGUGGACUUCUUCCAAAGAGAAGACGCUACUAAUAUUCGUUUACAAGGGCUUGAACAUGUCAUAAUGUUUACUGCAACUCAGGACGAGCUUUUAAUGAGAAGUUAUAGAAUUUUAUUGAAAAAAUCUGGAUGUAAAAUUCCACGCAUUGAACUUGAAGAACUUGGACCAUCAAUAGACUUUGUGAUACGCCGAAAAAAGUUAGCUUCAGAAGAGCUCUUUAAACUGGCUUGUAAAGUUCCCAAAGAACUUAAGGCUAAGAAAGUUAAAAAUGUUACUAAGGAUGUUUUUGGCUCGAAACUUGGACGUGUACAUGUUGGAAAACAAAAUAUACACAGAUUACAGACCCGUAAAAUGAAGGGCUUACGAAAGUCUGCUAGUGAAAGAAGGAAAUUGAGAGCUAACAAAGAAAAGAGGAAAAGGGAUGGGAAAUAAUUUAUUAUAAUUAUUUAUUUUUUACAAAAAUUGUUUUGUAAAUACAUUUUUUUUUUAAAUAAAUAUACAAAGGCUGUUAUUAAUAAAUCUCAUCAAAGUUAUAAUAGUUGUGGCCAUUCCUACUUUAAGUGAGAAAUAAUUCUUAAUUAUUUUAAGUUAGAAUUAUUAAAGCAGAGAUACUGUGACUGUACAAGUAAUUAAGAAGAAAUUAGAAUUAUUAUAUGAGGCUGCCUAAAUUUUAUAUUAAGUUUCUUGUGAUUACUUUUUGUUUGUUAUAUUUUCAGAAACUACCUAUGUUAAUUAGAAUAUAACAACAACUGUUUUAUCCUUAAACUUUUUCUGAGUGUUUCUAAUUGCUCAUUAAAAUUCUUAGUACACAUUUUGUUUGGUAUAGAAUAUAGAAAAUUGUUAGUUAAUUCUUCCGAUUAUUUAUCUGCUAAAUCAAUUAUUUAAAAAUCAUCUAUUACAUGUUUGUUGUAAGAAGAGUGAAUCAGUUAACAUUAGAAUUGUAAAUAUCUUUAUUUUUUUUCUUUCUGUGGUUAUAUGCCUUUGAUUAUUU